CCAGGAAAAGGAAAAAACACAGAAAAGAGCGCACAUAAACCAAGCAGCAGGUGGCACUCCUUAAUAUUUGCCUUGCCUCACCCAUGGCUUUCAACUGUGAAUAAAAACUACCAUCUUUUUGUUCGGAAACCACCCACUAAAGCAUGCACACGCAGACGACAGAAAGGAGUGUAAAUACGUUGGGGGCCACUCCUUGGCAGCCGUCGCCGUUUCCGCUGCCGUUUCGGUGUGGAAUUUCAACCCCUGAAGAACUGAAGCUCCGAGCAGGACGACGGCAGUACGCGACUGGAAACGGCGCAGUGUGAAUUGGCGAUUGGUGAUUACGCGAUAAAGAUCUUGGCAGCUGCUACAAAUCGCGUUGACAAAUUGCAACGGCUUUAAAUCAAUCGCGGAGCAUUAAAAGACCCCCCCUCCCCCCUUCUUCUGCGAUGGAUCAGGACGCGGAAGCCAUCCUGGAGCACGAGACCAGUCUGGGGUUGCGCGUUUGGCAGCUCAUGUUCAUCUGUCUAGGCUCGGUGCUGGCCGUGGUGGUGAUGCUGUGCUGUUGCAUCCGGUUCCGAAUUCCACGCACCAAGCAGGACAUCGAGGCGGACUACCGGCGGAAGCGGCUGACCAGAAAGUUUCGCGAGCGGCUCGACUGCAUGAACAAUACCGAGAUUGACGAGAUGGACCUGCUGAAAGCGCUCGAUCGGGUACGGCAACAGUGUCUGGUGGAGGCGCAGAAAUCCAGUCGGAACGAAGUGGUCGUGAAUUUUGAGUACCACGAUGGUGAUGUGUUUAAAAGUGCUUAAAUACUUUGAAUAAAAUCAU
Culex pipiens pallens (northern house mosquito) is the source of this 810-nucleotide messenger RNA. RefSeq names its product transmembrane inner ear expressed protein. Bases 429 to 791 code for a protein of 120 amino acids. The record is from RefSeq and is a predicted model, not a curated record. The transcript has 2 exons. Lineage: Eukaryota; Metazoa; Arthropoda; Insecta; Diptera; Culicidae.